AGGAUGUGACGUUACGUCUACGCAACAAUUUUUAUUGGCUGAUUCUGGAUAGUGACGACCAGUCUGUAAAGGACCAAUGAACCGCCGGAGAGCGCCUCGUCGUAUCUCUCUCUCUCAGAGGAGGGGUGCACCAGCAGGAGGAGAAUGGAGACAGAGGAAAGGAGAACAGUGGCGAGGCCAAGGCAAAACCCAGGCGAGAGAGGUGGUGGAGGAGGAUGAGAGUUGUGAACAGCAUGGAAAAGAAGCCGUGCCCAUGGGGACCUGCCAGACCAUGUGCCCUGCUCGUGAGCUGCAGGACCGUGAGGUGCAGAACCGCCUUCACCGUUUUGAGAUGUUGGCAGGCACAGAAAGAGAUCGACGGCCCAGGGGAGACCCUUCGCGGGCUGUCAAAGAGUAUUCCAGACCUGCAGCUGGAAAAGACUCAACAAACCCCACUGACCUCCGUCCACCUGCUGUGUUGCUGAAGACGGUGUGUUACCUUAUUGAUGACAUUGCUGCGUCGCCUCACCUGCACCCAUGGACUGAGGUGUACAGCUUUGUCUUUGAUCGGCUGCGUGGCGUGAAGCAGGACAUGAUCAUCCAGAGGGUUUCUGGGUUGAACUGUGUGGCCAUUUUAGAGCGGACGGUGCGUUUCCUUAUCUAUACCUCUUAUCGGCUUUGCGGGGAGCCCCUGCGGCUCUACGACCCACGCAUUAACGACACACACCUACAGGAGAGUCUGAGCUGGCUGUUGGAUUGCUACUCAACUGAAACCGGACCGCACCCCAACCAGGAAGAGUUCCAAGCUCUUGGUCUGCUGUACAACUUGGGUUCAACGCGUGCCACGCAGCACAUCAUGGAGCUCUCUGAACGGCUCCGCAGAUCUCCGGCCAUCACCCUCGCUCUUUCCAUCAACCGAGCUUUUCUGGAGCGAAACCCUGUGCGUAUGCUCCGAUUGGCUCGGCGGUUGAACUUCAUACAGGGCUUUGCUCUGCACCGUCACCUGGUGACGUGUCGAAGAGAUCUGCUGCUAAUAUACAGCCACGGAUACUGCAGCCGCAACUGUCGCUUUCCUCUUGACCGACUGGCUCAGCUCUUGUCCUUAGACACGCCACUUGCAGCCCGACUCUGCCAGACGUACGGAAUGGAGAUUGAUCAGGGCAACCAAUUGGUUUUCUCCAAGGCUGCUUUCACUGAGCCGGAGAAGGGGAAACUGCAUUGUAAAAUGUAUCACAACAUAGUGGCAGAGAAACAGAGAGAACUCAGUAUUGGGAACAUCAUUCACGGUUGCACUUGACAAAUAAAAAGAAUAAAUGAGUAAAACAAGCAAUGCUUGGUACCCGUAGGGUUUGCUCCUAUUCCACCACAGGGAACUAGUUUAAUAACCCUUCUAGAACUAGUUUAAUAACACUUCUGCAUGGGUUUCAUUUUAGCUCAUUGGAGUUGAGCCUUGGGGCGUCUUUCUAGCACACAUGUUCAACAUAAGGGUCAGGGAUUGAAUGCUGUGCCAUGCUCCACCUGAGAGAGGCUGAACUCGGAGAAACGUCCCCUCUUGGUUCUGGAGGUGCUUUUUAAUUCUGAUCAUGGUCACUUGGUGCCUGGUUUCCAUUAAGAUGUGAAUUUCUUUUAUAUUGUUACUAGUCAUUUUACUGAUUAAAUGUUAUCUUAAUGUCAUAGUGUUAUUUUUUCAAAAUUUCAUGAAAUCUGCUGUGCAACGAUGUUUCAUUUUAUUCUUAAUAAUGCAGUACCUCAGAUGUAUUUAAAUAAAUAUUUUGUUACCUAAAAAAAAAAUGUCUUGGUCCUUCUUUGAAAUCAGAGACUUAAUGGCCUCUAAGCUCUAUUACCACUUGAGGGCAGUAGAUAUCUGUAGAGGGCAUCAACCUACUUUACUCCACAUUUGAAUGGAAACACGCAUUUUAUAACCCAACCAUAAAUGAUUUGCUAGAUUACAUUACAUAAACAUGAUCGGAAAGGAGCUGGAUAACGACUUAUUCUGCCAGUCUCAGAUGAGACAACAACGGAAAUAGACAAGAGUGUCGGUCCGUUAACAGCCACUUUUACAGAGGGAGAAACAAAAAGAGUCAAGUACAAAAAGAAGUGAUUAAAACGUAGGUGAUCCUACAAGUGUUGUGUUGUUUCUCCUAACAGUUUUUUUUAGUGAUUUUUUUCCAACGCAAAAGGAACCAGUUGUAGCCGGUCUUCAUCUUUUGAGAGGUCAACUGAACCGAACCAGUUGUAGCCGGUCUUCAUCUUCUGAGAUGUCAGCUGGAGCAGAAGUAUGCGCAGUGUGCAGGUAAUUUAUCGCUCCGAGCGGCGGCGAUGGGCUCCGGGCCGCUGCGCACACUGGGGUUAGUCAUGCUCUCGCAGCACAGAAGUGAGAGGAGCUAUUGAAGUGAAUGAAGUGCAGCCAGCCGCAGACCGCCUCCUGGUUCACUGCUGUAGGAGCAGGGAAACCAUAAAAAAACAAACAUCCACCGACUUAAAUGAGAUCACCAAGCACGAUCUGGGAAACAAAAGUGGCACGGAUUCUACAAACGUUUAUUUACAGGGACGUUUUCUUGUCGCUGGAGUGGGAGGACGCUUCCAAUUUGUAAUGCUGAAAUAUGAGAGAACGGAACCGGGGCGGGUGAAGGCACAUGGGAGAGGACUGUGCGUGUACUCGGGGCACUAAGAGGAAGAAAAAAAAAAAAAA
This is a messenger RNA of Etheostoma cragini (Arkansas darter), 2671 nucleotides long. It is a transcript of the gene sac3d1, whose product is annotated as SAC3 domain containing 1. Bases 77 to 1276 code for a protein of 399 amino acids. NCBI's taxonomy places the organism in Eukaryota, Metazoa, Chordata, Actinopteri, Perciformes, Percidae. The record is from RefSeq and is a predicted model, not a curated record. Gene Ontology annotation, biological process: centrosome duplication; spindle assembly. Gene Ontology annotation, cellular component: nucleus; spindle; centrosome. The transcript is spliced from 4 exons.